Molecule: messenger RNA, 231 nt
Organism: Nannochloropsis gaditana CCMP526
Exons: 2
Source: RefSeq, a predicted model, not a curated record
ACAGACAUCAUGGGUUUGAAAGACCGGUUGCUGGAAAAAAUCUGGGGCCAGGAAAGAGAUUUGCGGGUGAAGGCAUGGGUCUUUGGGGGCGUUGCGCUGAUUUCCUGUGGAGUGUCUUCUUUUUACUCCUACAGUUUUAUCAAACGCUUCAUGCUCUCCCAUUUGCUUCGAAAUGUUCCCAAUCGGCGGCUGGCUGACAUGAAAGAAGGGGAAUACGUCAAAGUGACGGGG